Bursaphelenchus xylophilus (pine wood nematode) is the source of this 2613-nucleotide messenger RNA. The record is from the annotation of a GenBank genome assembly. Lineage: Eukaryota; Metazoa; Nematoda; Chromadorea; Rhabditida; Aphelenchoididae.
AUGUCAAAGAAAAGAUCUGAGGCAAGUGUGGAUGAUGAAUUUGGCGUGAAACGGCGGCGAAUGUCCAAGUUUGGUGUCCUUGCGGAGUUUGAUGAGGGAAACGAGGACUGUUCAGCCGAAAUCGGACAGGGUGGGUUUUAAUCUUGAUUUUUUUGUUUGACGUUUAGGAUUUGCAAUUUUUUCAUCUAAAGUGUAAUUUACUCAAUUUUUGAGCCUUGAUGCCCUUCAGUAAGGUGGAGGUUUAUUUCCAGCCGUGCUCGAUGUCACUGAGGCCGAGAAGACCGAGAAGUCCCGGGAGAAAAUUGAGAAGAUUAGUCGUCGCCGGGCAAAAGUUUUCGGUGCACCUUCGAUUGGAAUAAAACGAGCGGAAUUGCACCUGGACGGUGAGAAAUUCUGCUUUAGUUUAAUGUUGGGUGUUUAGAUAUUGCUCACCUUGCUCAUAGCUUUCUCAUACCAGCAGAAAUUCCGAAGCCGGGAUGGUUUCGACCUGGGAAUUUCAAAAAGCCCUCACAUCUGGUGUUGGCAAGGAUAAAUUGCGAUGAAAGGCUGAUUGUAAGUGGGUUUUUAUGUUGAAUAAGCUCUUUUUUCACUUCUCCUCGUGUAAAUUUGAAUAACUCUUACAAAUUUGACAUGUUUUCGCAAAGUUCUCUAUUUUUUGACCUUUAGUGCGAUGAAAAUAAGAAAAUGGCCUUUCUCCGAGAAUUCUUUGGGAAUCCUUUUGUACCUGUCGAGCAGUCGGUUUGUGAGACGAUGGACUUCUGGAAAAGGUUGACUGAGAUCUCAUUGCCACGGAUGUCACAUAUCAAAGCCCUGUUAAAGGUAUCUUUUUUAAUCUUUUUCUGAAUUUAGAUAGUAUUCUUGUUGAAAUGACGAAAAAAGGCAACCUUGAGUUUUGGCAGGCUGUGAUCAAGAUGUCAUUUUCAGAAGAAUAAAAAUCUUUUGGCACCUGGGAUGGAUACUGAAUUGAAGUUGCAAUUUUUAACAAGUGUGGAGCAAAUGAUGUAUUUCAAUUAUCCAUUGGCUGGAUUUACCGAGGAGAUCGAGGGAAUUGCGUCGAUAGUCAACUCUAAAGCGCAUUAUGGGAAACUGACUAAAAAUUCGCCGAUUUUUGUUGUUGACUGUGAGAUGUGCCAAACAACUGCAAACAAAGCUGAAUUAACGAGGAUUACUAUGGUAAGGUUUAGUAUUUCUUUACAUUUUGCAUUAUCUUUAUAUAAAUAAUCUAAAAUAAGUUUCUCUACCAGCUUCUCAUGGAUAAUAUGAAAUUUUUCAGAUUGACGAGCAAGGGAACAUAGUGAUAGAUUCUUUUGUCAAACCCAAGAAUCCCAUCACCGAUUACGUCACCUGCUUCAGCGGGGUGACCAAAGAGAGCUUGGAAGGAGUCACGGUUACAGUCGAAGAUGUUCAACAAGCCUUGAGGCGGGUCUUACCGCCUGACGCGAUUUUGGCCGGGCAUUCCAUUGAAAAUGAUCUCAUGGCUAUGAGGGUUUCGCAUCCGUAAGUCUUGAUUCCUUUUGCAUGUCUUUGAUUUAGGUACUGCAUCGAUGUUGGUUUGAUAUACUCCAUGAGAAUGAACAGAAAUAAUCGCCAGUCGUUGAGAAAAUUGACCUCGUACUAUCUGCGUGAGGACAUACAGAGCUCAGAGAAUGGGCACUGUUCGUACGAAGAUUGUUGGGCGACGUUGGAAUUGCUGAAAUUGAAACUUGAACAUGGUCCGACUUUUGGCAGCGUCCCUGAUGGCUUUGAUUAUGUAAAAUGGUCGGAAACUUUAGACAAUUCAAAGGAUAAGAAGGAGUUGGACAAGGAAAUUAAAGUAGGCUUAGUUUGUCACCUUAUUGUAGUUUUUUUCUUGAGAUUAAAUUGAAAAAUAGUUCAUUUUUAAUACUUUUUGUUUUAGGAGAACAAGAAAACAUACGUAAAAGACGUGAAAUUACCCCCGCCAAGGUGCGUCGGGUAUUGUGAGGCCUGUAAUACGGAGAUAAAGAGUCAAUGCUGUGUUGAGGAUUGCCUUUGCAUGAAACAUCAACCCAAGAAAUGCAUUAUGUGCGUUGGCAGGGAUGAGGAAUAUCCGGAUCCUCCAGAACACGAAAGAUUCAAUUAUGGGUAAGAGAAAUGUGCUUCGAAUCUCCCAAACUUCUAAAAUAACUUUUAUAUAUUUGAUAGGACAUACACGCUAUGGUUAAUUCGUCUAAAUAUUUUUUCAUCGAAUUUGUCAUCGAGUUAUAUUAUACUCGCCAUUUCAGCCAUGCCGUGAAGAAAUACGUCGAAAAAUCGAAAACCUCCCUCAAAGACGCAUCGGAACUCUUUCCACUAAGAAAGGCCUUAUUCGCCAGAUACCUCAACACCCUUGAAGAACAUGUCAAGGUCCAAAAUCUCACUGUAAUCGACAUAACAAAUCACAAAACUCCGACGGAAAUCAAAAAUAAUGUUCUGGAUGCGAAUGUAAUUGAAAGCGAUAUGUGCGUUAUCGAAUAUAACGCGGAAGAGAAUACUGAAGAGGAAGUGGACGGCCUGGUGAAGUACAUCCACAGUUCGAUGGCACCCCUUGGAGUUUUCGCGCUUUUGAUGUGCACCUCGGCCAGGGCAAUCAUGUACUUUGGAGUGAAAGUUUGA